Messenger RNA from Nelumbo nucifera (sacred lotus), 2298 nucleotides. RefSeq names its product MLO-like protein 6. The record is from RefSeq and is a predicted model, not a curated record. Gene Ontology annotation, cellular component: membrane. Lineage: Eukaryota; Viridiplantae; Streptophyta; Magnoliopsida; Proteales; Nelumbonaceae. Gene Ontology annotation, biological process: defense response.
CCCCUGACCGGAAGUGAACGUGAACGACUGCCCAGUAACUUACUAACGUUGAUCUCAUCUGAGACGACACUGUCGUCGCACUCGCACAGUAUCAAAUGAAAGUAAAGGAUCCGAUUCUGUGGAUCAGUCCCAUCUCUUCUACGAGAUAAAGACUCCUGGGUUCUCCCAUCUCGGCCCCUCUCUGCUUGGCAAGUUCGUUCAACUAAUUAGCUGCAAGUUAAAAUGGAUUCAUUCAUUCAUUCAAGGGUCAGAAAUGGGACACGGAAUGAUGAAUUUCUCCUCACCCGUCAAUUGGAGUUGGCGUUCCUUGAAAGCGAUAGAGAACGAGCUCUCUUGGUUUCUUCUUUUAUUAAUCUCGACAAUAAAUACUGGAACGACCCAGCAAGAGUUCAUUUGGAGCUGACGACUUGUGUGGGGUUAUUUCCGGUUCCAGACAACCGGCGCAAACGCAAACUCACAGAGACAGAGGGAGAGAAUGGCAGAAGCAGCAGUUUCAUAUUCACUAGAAGAAACACCGACGUGGGCGGUUGCAGUUGUUUGUUUUGUCUUAAUUUCCAUCUCUAUUCUUAUUGAACAUGCUCUCCAUCUCUUAACCAAGCUCCUUACAAGAUACAGGCGGAAGUCUCUCAAUCAGGCUCUCUACAAGAUAAAAUCAGAGUUGAUGCUUUUGGGUUUUAUAUCUUUGUUAAUGACCAUUAGUGAGAAGCACAUAUCUAAGAUUUGUAUCCCCAAGGACAUCGGAGACAAUUUCCUUCCAUGCAAGAGCACAGUAAUAUCGAGUGACAUUGAGGAGGAAUCCAGUUGUGAAGAGGAGGGAAAGGUUUCUCUUUUGUCCAGAAAAGGUGUCCAGCAGCUCCAGUACUUGAUCUUUGUCUUGGCCUUCUUUCAUGUUCUUUCCUGUGUUCUCACCUUUGGUCUUGGGGUGGCCAAGAUGAAGAAAUGGGAGUAUUGGGAAGAAGAAACAAGAACUCUAGAAUAUAAGUUCACCAAUGAUCCAAGGAGGUUCAGGCUCACUCAUCAAACAUCAUUUGGCAAACGACAUCUCAAGUACUGGAGUGAGCACCGUUUGCUUCGUUGGCCUGCCUGUUUUAUUCGGCAGUUCUAUGCGUCUGUUUCUAAAAUCGAUUAUUUCACUCUUCGCCAUGGAUUCAUUAUGGCCCAUUUUUCAGAAGGCAGUGAAUUCGACUUCCAAAAGUUUCUGAGAAGAGCUGUGGAUGAAGAUUUCCAAGUGGUGGUUGGAAUAAGCUUCUGGAUGUGGAUAUUCUCCAUGUUCUUUAUAUUUUUCAAUGCAUAUGGAUUUUACAACUAUUUCUGGUUGCUCUUUAUUCCUUUAGUAAUGCUUCUGAUAGUGGGGACGAAGCUGCAAGAUAUCAUAACCAAAAUGUGUUUGGAUAGCCAUGGUGAAACUCCUGUUGUUAGAGGAACUUUCAUUGUGAAGCCUAGUGAUAACUUCUUCUGGUUCAAGCGACCCCAAUUGCUUCUCCACCUUAUCCAGUUCGUCCUAUUUCAGAAUUCCUUUCAGCUGGCAUUCUUCACAUGGACAUGGUACAAGUUUGGGCUGAGAUCAUGCUUCCAUAGAACAAAGGAAGACAUUAUUAUAAGGAUCGCCAUGGGUGUUCUAGUGCAAGUCCUUUGUGGCUAUGUAACACUUCCUCUGUAUGCUUUAGUAACACAGAUGGGGUCAUCAAUGAAGAAGGCCGUCUUCACAGAGCGGGUCAUUGAAGGUUUAAAGAAAUGGCACAGGAAUGCCAAGCGGAGCAUAGCUACCAGCAAAACCAAUUCCGUCGGUCCUUCGCCAUCGCUGGAUCCUUCGCCUCCUCAAACACUUGAUGAAACUUCAGUAUCUAAUGGACAAGAGUUUGAAACGGUGGAACUUUAUCAUCCAUCAACUGAGGUUGGAUGUCUAAGUAUUGAAAUAAAGGAGGAAGAGAAGGCAGAAACUGAUGAGAUAUACAAACAAAGAAGCUACAAUGGUGAGCUCUCUUUUGGGAGGUAAAAUGAGCAAAAUUUGUUGCCAGCUGAAACAGCAUGGGGAGGCUUGGGCUUGGCUUGGAAUUCAAAAUGUGGACUGCACGCUGGAAGCUAAUUGAAAAGAAGAUUAUGAAUGAAUGGGCCCGGUUUCAUGACACAAUUUUUCAUUCUGGGUUGUUAUCCUUGACAAAAAAAACAUGCAUUUUUCCAAAAUUAGAGAUACUACUUGGAUAAAUUUCCAGCAUGUGAUUUGUCAGAUGCAUCAUUAUUAUUAACACAAAAUAAUUAUUAUAAUUGUGUUUCUUUCUAUGAAAAUGCUUGAAAGUU